AUGGAGAAGCAGAACCCACUUAAAGGAAAAGUGAACUCGGUUGAAACUCGUGAUGAAGUGGUGCCUGGUUGUAAAAGCUCUGAGAAUACGUCUCACAUUGAGGAGAAGGCCGAAGGAAAAGCACCGGCUAAGGUGAAUCACAGUGCUCGCUCAAGUAAAUCAACUAAGGAAGUGGUCGGUGGAAAGAUUGAUCCAAAGGAGACUCAAGAAAGUUUACCAAAAUCUCGGGUCUUAGAGUCUGCUCCAGGGCCAGAUGAAACGAUUGAUGUGGCACCGGCGAAGGAGUCAGUUUUUCAGUUAGCAGUGGUCACGGCUCAGAGGAAAACCUCUCUUGCGCUUUCCAGUUCGGAGUCUUUGAUUUCUCACAAUGCUUUUAUGGCGCUCCAAAACGAGUCGGAGGAGAGCGCAGAGGAACCAGAGCUUGAUGAGAUGGGAAAUCAUGAGGUGUUAGGACGGGACCUUAUCCUUCAUAAACCCUCUCGUCCACACACUAAAUCAGCCUCUCCGUCAUCUUCCUCUUCGUCUGGAAAGCAGCGUAAAAGGAAGAAGCGAAAGAGAUCUGAUCAACAAUCGCCCGCUCAUGGUGGUGGACCUCCUCUUCUAUUAGAGGAUUGUCACCACAACUAA
Messenger RNA from Microthlaspi erraticum, 627 nucleotides. NCBI's taxonomy places the organism in Eukaryota, Viridiplantae, Streptophyta, Magnoliopsida, Brassicales, Brassicaceae. The record is from the annotation of a GenBank genome assembly.